Thyridium curvatum is the source of this 4041-nucleotide messenger RNA. RefSeq lists its product as uncharacterized. The record is from RefSeq and is a predicted model, not a curated record. Gene Ontology annotation, cellular component: P-body; exosome (RNase complex). Gene Ontology annotation, biological process: mRNA catabolic process. Gene Ontology annotation, molecular function: RNA binding; 3'-5'-RNA exonuclease activity. Lineage: Eukaryota; Fungi; Ascomycota; Sordariomycetes; Thyridiales; Thyridiaceae. The transcript is spliced from 4 exons. The coding region runs from base 1 to 4041 and encodes 1346 amino acids.
AUGGAGCAGCAACAACAGCAGCCUCCUCCUACGGGGGGCGUCCCCGGUCCUGCUGGCCGACGGCUUCACAUCGCCCAUCGUCGCAGUCCUUCAGAGCUCACUCCCUUGAUGAGCAUGUUUGCCAACCCCAACAUGGAGCAGCUUGCCAUCCAGCAACAGAUCGAACUCCUACAGCAGCAACAGCAACAGAUCCAGGCGACUCAGCAGCAGUAUGUCAACAUGGGGAUGCUACCCCCGGGCGGAGCGUUCAACCACCUCCAGCCUAACAUGACCAACAUGUCACCUCAGGCCGGUUUCCAAUUCCCGAAUCAGCUACCGCAGCAAAAUGUUAACAUGGCACCUCCGACCCAGCCAAUGUCACAUCGCCGUAAUCAGUCGGCACUCCCGAACAUGGGAAUGGGCCCUCCCCCCGCCCCUUCUUCUGGAGCCUCUGGAUCUGCCUUCGGUAAUGUGGACAAUGCUUCCGGCCACAACCGCGAGAACAGUAGCACCAGGGGCGGACGCGGCGGCGGUUCAGGUGGCGGUCAUCAACGAAGGCACUCGUUGGCUCUGGCCGAUGCCAAGAAGGCUGCUGAGAUUGCGCAGCAAAAGCGUACCACCUCUGGCUUCCAGUUCCCCGGUCCCGGUGCCACUGGUGCCUCCGAUAAGCCUGAGGACGAAGGUAGAGCCUCUUCUUCGCUCGCCGUCCCUGACAGUCAGCCGUCCCAGGGGUCAGGCCCCUCUCGAGGCCGCGGCGGAGCACAUGGUAGAAGCCAGAGUAUGGCUGUUGGUCGCGGUGGCGCCGCCCCGCGCGCCGGCGACGCAGGUGGCCACUCUGGUGAUCUCCAGCGUCGUGGCGGCUCGACCGGGCAUGCACGUACCGGCUCCCGUAACUUUGAUGGAAACUGGAGGACCCAAAACCAGGGUCAAGACCAGAAUGCUGGACAGCAGCAAAACUUCCAACCCGGUCAUCGCUCCCGUCAAUCCAUGAGCAACCAGUCGUUCUCGAACAUUGGAGCGUUCCAGUAUCCAGGUCAGCCCCAGCUCGUGCAACUUCCAGGCCAGAUGAUGAUUCCCGGAAUGUUUCCCGGCCAACAACUUAACCCUAUGCAGCUUAACCAGUUGCAGGCGCUUCAGGCUGCCCAGAUGAACGGCCAGAACUUUGUUGGUCUUGGCGGCAGCCAGCACGCACCACAGCUCUCUGCCCAGCAGCCUCAGCAGCAACAGCGCAAGACGCUUUUCACUCCUUACCUGCCCCAGGCAACCCUCCCCGCUCUCCUUGGUGACGGGCAACUUGUCUCGGGCAUCCUCCGUGUCAACAAGAAGAACCGUAGCGAUGCUUAUGUCUCGACUCAGGAUGGUCUUCUUGAUGCCGACAUCUUUAUCUGCGGUAGCAAAGAUCGCAACCGUGCUCUGGAAGGAGACCUGGUUGCCGUCGAGCUGCUCGAUGUUGACGAGGUGUGGUCCCAGAAGCGAGAGAAGGAAGAGAAGAAGAAACGGAAGGAUAUUACUGAUACCCGUUCUGGCUCUACCAACGGCCAGAACAACAACGGCGACGAGAACAGCACCGCUGAGGGAGGCAUUCGUCGUCGCGGCAGUCUGAGACAGCGACCAACUCAGAAAAAGAAUGAUGACGUUGAAGUGGAAGGUCAGAGCCUUCUGCUUGUUGAAGAAGAGGAGAUCAAUGAUGAGCAGAAGCCUCUCUAUGCUGGCCACAUCGUGGCUGUCAUCGAGCGUGUUGCUGGUCAGAUGUUCUCUGGUACUCUUGGUCUGCUGCGCCCCAGCAGCCAGGCUACCAAGGAGAAGCAGGAGGCCGAGCGAGCUGCUCGGGAUGGCGGCUCUCGUCAUCAGGAUAGCCGCCAACAGGAGAAGCCCAAGAUCGUCUGGUUCAAGCCAACGGACAAGCGAGUGCCUCUCAUUGCUAUCCCAACCGAACAAGCACCCCGAGACUUUGUAGAGAAACACCAGGACUACGCCGAUCGCAUCUUUGUUGCAUGCAUCAAGCGUUGGCCGAUCACCUCGCUCCAUCCUUUCGGCACACUCGUUGAGCAGCUUGGAAGAAUGGGCGACCUGAAGGUUGAGACUGAUGCACUCCUUCGUGAUAACAACUUCUCAUCGGACGAGUUUUCCGAUGCUGUCCUGAGAAGCGUUGGCCUUCAGGACUGGUCACUCGCUAAGGAGGACGAGACCGCGAUCACUGCUCGUCGUGACUUCCGUGAUGAGAAGACCUUCACUCUGGAUCUGGAUGGCUCUGCCGACCUGGGCAAUGCCGUUCAUGUCAAGACCCGACCGGAUGGCAAGAUCGAGAUCGGUGUUCACGUUGCUGACGUCACUCACUUCGUCAAGCCAAACUCCCUGGUCGAUCGCGAAGCGAAGAAGCGUGGUACUGCUGUGCACCUCGUCAACCGCACCUGCGCACUCCUGCCCCCGAAGCUGGCCACCGAGGUCUGCUCCCUGACGCCUGGACAGGAGCGUCUCACCGUCAGUGUGGUGUUCCAAGUCAACCCUCAUAACGGCGCGGUUGCUGAAGGCGACACCUGGGUUGGCAAGACCGUCAUUAAGAGCAACGGCAAGCUAUCGCUGAAGGAGAUCAACUCUGCUCUGUCUGGCGAGGGCAAUUUCAAGCACGAAGCUGCAGCUCUCAAAGAUAUUCAAAUUCUCAAUGCCGUGUCACAGAAGUUCCGCGAAGCUCGUCUGGGCGCUGGAGGCGAGCCCAUUGCGCCGCUACGCCUGCUCCAGCAGCUGGAUGACGAGAACAUUCCAAUUGAGCACAACAUAUUUGACUCCACCACGGCUGUAGAGCUUGUGGAGGAGUUGAUGCACAAGGCCAACGCCUAUGUUGCCCAACGCCUCUCGCAAGCCCUCCCAGAGAAGGCUCUGCUGCGCCGGCAGACGGCACCCAACCCCCGCCGCCUCCAGACAUUUGUCGAGCGCAUGACUGCGCUAGGCUACGAGAUGGACUCGUCCAGCAGCGGUGCUCUACAGAACAGCCUCUUCAAGGUCGACGAUGUGGAUAUCAGGAAGGGCAUGGAAACGCUCCUCCUGAAGACGAUGCAGCGUGCCAAGUAUUACAUUGCCGGCAAGACCGCAAAGCACCUCUGGCCGCACUUCGCUCUGAACCUACCGCUCUACACCCACUUCACUAGCCCAACACGUCGCUACGCCGAUAUCAUUGUUCACCGUCAGCUGGAGGCGGCCCUUUCCGAGGGCAAGAUUGAAUACACCGAGGACCUUGAGAACCUCGUCAAGACGGUCGAGUCUUGCAACACGAAGAAAGACUCGGCACAGAACGCCCAGGAACAGAGCGUUCAUAUCGAGUCUUGCCGUGAUAUGGACAAGAAGAAGCAGGAGACCAACGGAGAUCUGAUCAGUGAGGGCAUUGUCAUUUGUGUUUACGAGUCGGCCUUUGAUGUUCUCAUUCCGGAGUGGGGCUUUGAGAAGCGUGUCCAUUGUGACCAGCUGCCGCUCAAGAAGGCCGAGUUCCGCAAGGAGAAGCGAAUUUUGGAGCUGUACUGGGAGAAGGGUGUUCCCAGCUCCGCGUACGUGCCCGAGGACGAGCGCCCGAAGGCCGCUGCAUCGCAGAGGAUGUCGAACGCCCGGGCAGCAGCCCGCCAGGCCGAGGAGGCCGAACGGGCCAAGAAGGAACGCGAGGAGGCAACACGCAAGCAGACCGAGACUGGCACCAUCUCGACUGAUGACGUCGACGCAUUGUUCGAUGACGAUGACGACAACGCGUCGGACAUCACUGAGGCCAUGGCCGGUGCCUCGUUGGCCGAGCGACCUACACAGAGCGUGCCCGGCUCUCCUGCUCGAUCCAACUCGAAUGCUCCAGGUCUCCUUCAGCGCACGAGGUCCGACUCCAAGGUCCCCAUGGCGGAGGCUCCCGAGACGCUGCUCUCCAACAAGGAGAAGUACCUGAAGCUCUUCAAGCUGAGGGAGGAGGGAGGCGAGUACAUUCAGGACGUGACGGAGAUGGCAAGAGUGCCGGUCAUUCUAAAGACGGAUCUCACCAAGAGCCCACCGUGCUUGACCAUCCGGUCCCUCAACCCGUAUGCGCUCUAG